Kogia breviceps (pygmy sperm whale) is the source of this 884-nucleotide messenger RNA. RefSeq names its product chromosome 1 C1orf202 homolog (gene C1H1orf202). NCBI's taxonomy places the organism in Eukaryota, Metazoa, Chordata, Mammalia, Artiodactyla, Physeteridae. The record is from RefSeq and is a predicted model, not a curated record.
ACAGUAAACGUGGCUCUGGACCUCAGGAACCUCCUAGACCCCUUCUGGUCUGUUUGAGGCCGUGUCUGAAGAUAACAGCGAAUUCGGCUGGCUAACUGGUGGACCGAGGAAUCACUUGGGACUCUGGAUCCUGGUGUCUCCUCACUUGCUGGGGCUGGGGGUUGCGUUUGGUACCCGGAGCGGAGGCCUCUGCCGGGCAUUGUGGGGUCAGCGUUCGGGUCUCCUUGGCAACGCCUACUGGGGAAGGCCGCGGGGCGCACUCCGGGAGGUGGCAGACCGGCCCUUCCGCGUCUUGAGGCCUCUGCCGAGCCGCCCGGCCCUUGGGUUUUCCUAGUCUCGGGCCGCGGCCCCCACCCGGCGCGCUUGUACGUAGGAGAGGCCCAGGCCCGGCAUGGCGGACGCGCGGUCCAGCGGCCCCCAGCGCGGCGGCGCGCGGCACAGGCUGCUGGAGAGGAUGGCGCGCCUGAAGCAGGGCGGCCCAGAGUUCGCCAAGCCCAAGAAGGAGGGACGGCGCGCGGACGACUGCGGCUUCUGCUCGGGCUGCUGGUGCGGGCGGUGGCUCUUCCCGCGGGGCGCGGCCCUUGGUGCGUGCAGGAAGAAGGCCUGGUACGUGCGGCCCGGGCCGGCGGCCCAGAAGCGCGACCGCUGGGUCCUCGCGAGCCUGCGGAGGCUGCUGCAGAAGCUGGCGGUGUGGAGGCGGCGCUAUUUGCGGCGCAGGAAGCGGCCCGAGAAGCUGGAGGAGAUCCCGCUGCUGGCGCCGGACCGCGUCGUCGGCGACUAGGCCGCGGCCGCCGGAAACCCUGCUCCGCCCCGCCCGCUGCACCCAGAGCUUUGGUUUUGUUUAGUAAAGACCAGAAAUGAAAAUAAACCGAAUUCCAUCUGAA